AUGGGCGUCUCCCUAUUGAUUUAUUUGCAUGUCUCAGAUGUGAAUGUCUCAGACGUGAAUGUCUCAGAUGUGAAUGUCUCAGAUGUGAAUGUCUCAGAUGUGAAUGUCUCAGACGUGAAUGUCUCAGAUGUGAAUGUCUCAGACGUGAAUGUCUCAGAUGUGAAUGUCUCAGAUGAGAAUGUCUCAGAUGUGAAUAUCUUAGACGUGAAUGUCUCAGAUGUGAAUGUCUCAGAUGAGAAUGUCUCAGAUGAGAAUGUCUCAGAUGAGAAUGUCUCAGAUGUGAAUGUCUCAGAUGAGAAUGUCUCAGACGUGAAUGUCUCAGACGUGAAUGUCUCAGAUGAGAAUGUCUCAGAUGUGAAUGUCUCAGAUGAGAAUGUCUCAGAUGUGAAUGUCUCAGAUGUGAAUGUCUCAGACGUGAAUGUCUCAGAUGAGAAUGUCUCAGACGUGAAUGUCUCAGAUGAGAAUGUCUCAGACGUGAAUGUCCCAGAUGUGAAUGUCUCAGACGUGAAUGUCUCAGACGUGAAUGUCUCAGAUGUGAAUCGUGCUUUGUUUCAACUUCAUGGUUAA
Messenger RNA from Biomphalaria glabrata, 567 nucleotides. RefSeq lists its product as uncharacterized. The transcript has a single exon. The record is from RefSeq and is a predicted model, not a curated record. The coding region runs from base 1 to 567 and encodes 188 amino acids. NCBI's taxonomy places the organism in Eukaryota, Metazoa, Mollusca, Gastropoda, Planorbidae.